This is a messenger RNA of Apis laboriosa (Himalayan honeybee), 414 nucleotides long. RefSeq names its product 60S ribosomal protein L31 (gene RpL31). Gene Ontology annotation, molecular function: structural constituent of ribosome. Lineage: Eukaryota; Metazoa; Arthropoda; Insecta; Hymenoptera; Apidae. Gene Ontology annotation, biological process: cytoplasmic translation. The transcript is spliced from 2 exons. Gene Ontology annotation, cellular component: cytosolic large ribosomal subunit; ribosome. Bases 7 to 378 code for a protein of 123 amino acids. The record is from RefSeq and is a predicted model, not a curated record.
CAUAAAAUGGCUAAAUCCAAGGAAAAAAAAGGUAAAAGUGCUAUGAGCGAGGUUGUGACUCGUGAAUAUACAGUGAAUCUCCACAAACGUCUCCAUGGUGUUGGAUUCAAAAAGCGUGCUCCACGAGCUAUUAAAGAAAUUCGCAAAUUCGCUGAAAAACAAAUGGGAACUCCAGAUGUGAGAAUUGAUACACGACUCAAUAAACAACUUUGGUCUAAAGGAAUUAGGAAUGUACCAUUCAGAGUUCGUGUACGAUUAAGCAGAAGAAGAAAUGAUGAUGAAGAUUCUGCAAACAAAUUGUAUACCCUUGUUACUUAUAUACCAGUUGCUUCCUUUAAGGGUUUACAAACAGAAAAUGUUGAUGCCAGUCAAGAUUGAUUUAUUUUUGAUUAAUAAAUAAUUUAUCUCAAUUUA